Molecule: messenger RNA, 829 nt
Organism: Cannabis sativa
Lineage: Eukaryota; Viridiplantae; Streptophyta; Magnoliopsida; Rosales; Cannabaceae
Exons: 1
Coding region: 88-609 (173 amino acids)
Source: RefSeq, a predicted model, not a curated record
AUGAACCCCACUUACACACCUCUAUAGGCCAUCACCACCACCACCAUCAAAAUCCUUUGUUGAGAUUUUAUAUUCAAAGAAAGGAAAAUGUCACUAGUAACAGAAGAGAUCAGAGCCAAAGCUGAGGUAUACCGUGGAGAUGAAAUCUGUCAAGAAAAAUCAAAGGAAUUGCUAAAUGAGAUAUUCCUUCCAAAUGGGUUGUUGCCAUUGAAGGACAUUGAGGAGUGUGGUUAUGUGAGAGAGACUGGUUUUGUUUGGUUAAAGCAGAAAAAGAGUGUUACCCAUAAAUUUGACAAGAUUGGGAAAUUGGUUUCUUAUGCUAAUGAAGUUACAGCCAUUGCUGAGCCACACAGGAUCAAAAAGCUAACUGGGGUCAAAACCAAAGAGCUUUUGGUUUGGAUUACACUCAGUGAUAUCUAUGUGGAUAACCCUCCAACUGAGAAGAUCACUUUCAAGACCCCUUCAGGCCUUUCUAGGAGUUUUCCUGUCUCUGCUUUUCAGGUUGAAGAAGAACCCAAGAAAGAAGCAAAGGACAACAAAGAUGUCAAGGAGAGCACUAAGGAUGUCAAUGGAGGAGCUGUGGCUUCUCUUCAGGUCAAAGAGGUUUAGGGAUUCUCUUCAAGAUGAGGACUUGUAGAAAGGAAAAUUAAAAUCCUAUUACCCAAAUCUUUGUUGUCUGUUCCAUUGGUUUUUCUGUUUUGUUUUUCCAUGUUUUUUCUACUUCAAGUUCUACUGCUUUCAAGUCCCUUUUACUAGUGUUUUUUUUUCUUUUUUUCUCUUUCUUUACUUAUAAUGAAAUAAAAGUUUAGUGCUUUAUGUUAUGACACAA